AUGGCGUCCCUGCUGAACGACCGCCAGUUUGAGCAGGAGCAAACCGAAGGUCGCAGCCUUCAAACAUAUCGGUUUCCUAUGCCAAAGCAAGGCGGAGACCACGAGCGUCCUGUUGAGACCUGCCACAAGCCAACCCAGCGCGUGGCCGUCGCCAAUGUGAUGAGCGAGACCAGUUACCGGUCUCUCCAGCUCGAUCUAAUGCCGGAUAUCGAGGUCAGUUGGCUCGCACAAUCCACGCUCAGGAUGCUCGCUCAAGUACCGCAUCAGUGCCCGCAAGUGAAUCAAGUUGUGGAGCCCAAGUUGCCAAAUCUCGCCAACGCCAGCGUACUUCAUCUAGUGUAUCUCGAACUACUACGAGUCGAGCUACGACUCGUGAGCGAGAUGAGGUCUCGGAGCCACCAUCGAAGCGCGUCAGAAGUUCUACCAACAAUAACAGCAACGGAUUGGCUGCCUCGAAGAGAACCGGAGCUAGUAGUCGUGGUAGAACUAUGGCCGACGCUGUUAUCAGCGAGCUCGAAGAUCAAUCGUCAAGCGAGUGCAGCAGAAAAACUACUCCUGAUUCAGCUGGACACACUCAAAGAGAAGGCGCACAUCGAUCGACACGACGUAGACAAGCUCAACGACAAACUGGGGCGCUUGAAAAAGCAAGUGCGCCCGCCUGGAUGA
Phytophthora nicotianae INRA-310 is the source of this 666-nucleotide messenger RNA. RefSeq lists its product as hypothetical. The transcript has a single exon. Bases 1 to 666 code for a protein of 221 amino acids. The record is from RefSeq and is a predicted model, not a curated record. NCBI's taxonomy places the organism in Eukaryota, Oomycota, Peronosporomycetes, Peronosporales, Peronosporaceae.